Messenger RNA from Rubroshorea leprosula, 285 nucleotides. The record is from the annotation of a GenBank genome assembly. Lineage: Eukaryota; Viridiplantae; Streptophyta; Magnoliopsida; Malvales; Dipterocarpaceae.
CCCUCUCCUUCCAUAUCUGCUCCACUUCUGCAAAUGUCAAUCCCUUGGUCUCUGGCACAAACACAAUCACAAAAACUACAGCAAGCACAGCUAUGCCAGCAAAAAUCAAGAAAGUUGCUCCUGUUCCUAUAGCGUCAGCAACUGACAGAAAACUAUCAGAUACAAUCAAAUUUGAAACCCAGCAAACAGUAGCAGCCAUGCCUCCACAUAUCCCACGGUACUGCUCAGGGUAUAUCUCAGAGUUCACAGUCCAUGGCACAGGUCCCAUUCCAGGCGAGAAAAAUG